UGCAGCGGCCUCCAUUUUGUCGGCAUAAGCAGUAGGAGGUUGGUCCUAGACGGAGUGGUGAUCCGUGACUUGUUCGUGGGCUGUUUGAUCCGUGCAUCGUUUCUCCCUGGAGAGGGAAGGAAGCUUGGAGGUUGAGAGGGAGCCGCCGCCGCCGCCCGAACUCGAAGUCGCUAGGACUUCUCUCAAACUUGUGUGCUGAGGAGACUCGAUGUGGGCCUCAGCUCCUAGGCUGAAAUCAGCAGAUUGGCUCAUGAAAACUUGUGUACUGAGACAAAGGAAAGGAUCUAGCAGAAAGCAGCGUCUCUUAUCCUGGGCUUGGCAGCAAGGAAGAGGACAAGUAGUGGAAAUCCUGCAAUCUGAAAAGCAGACUGAAAGGUGACAAAGCAGCUGAAGAUGGGUGGCGGAGAGAGGUAUAACAUUCCAGACCCUCAAUCUAGAAAUGCUAGUAAGAACCAACAACAGCACAAUAGACAGAAGACCAAGGAUCAGAAUUCCCAGAUGAAGAUUGUCCAUAAGAAAAAGGAAAGAGGACAUGGGUACAAUCCAUCGGCAGCAGCAUGGCAGGCCAUGCAAAAUGGGGGAAAACCCAAGAGCCUUUCUAACAGCUCCAACUGGAAUGCUAGCUUAUCAAGUCCUAGCUUGCUGUUUAAGUCUCAAGCUAGUCAGAACUAUGCUGGAGCCAAAUUUAGUGAACCACCAUCACCAAGUGUUCUCCCCAAGCCACCAAGCCAUUGGGUUCAUGUUUCCUUGAACCCUUCAGAUAAGGAAACAAUGACAUUUCAACUUAAAACCUUACUUAAAGUACAGGUAUAAAGUUAGAUAAGUACUAAUUUUAAAUUUUGUGAUGUUUACACAUAGCCAAAAGUAGGUUUGAUAUUUUGUGAGAAGCUGAUACUAUGUUAUGUAUACACUAUAUUGUUAUAGUGUCAAUGCAAUUUAAACAGUUUCAAUGGCUAUAAUCAAUUCUACUUGGUAGUGUUGCUAACUAAAUUCAAGUUUAGAGGAACUUAACUUUUUUAUUGUUUGAUGGGAAAACUAAGAUUUAUGGGUUAAUGCACAUUUUCUCAAGAAAUUACACAAGAAAUGAGAUGAAAUUUAGCCAAGAUGCACAGUUCAGUUCCAUGGUCUAGGGUCACCCAAACUAUCUCGGGCAUUAAAUAGCUGCUUAAGUUCCACAGUGGUAAAUGUGUAAAGGGCAGGUGGAGCUCAUUAGAAUGAGGCCAAGUACAUGGCCCAGCGGUCAUUUCUUAAAUGCAGUGGAUAAGCAUUUACCCAGAGAUAGACCAAAUCUUUUCCAAAAAUAGUGCUGAAUAGCUUCCUAAGAACAUUUUCCUAUGCAGCAGCAUCUCAUGGAAGCUGCUAAAGUGAUGUGGCUUCACCUGUACAAAGCUUGCUUCAAGUAGGGAGUUGUGUUCAACAUUUAGCCAUGUAAAUACAUGUAAUAAGCUUGUAACAUAUGUAAUGUUUUCUUGGCCUUUAUUCUUCAAAAUAAGACUAUUUUUAAUGUGAAUUUGCCGAAUGUAAGACCAUGAACUGUCUUUUUAAUCUUAUGGCCUAAUUUUAAAGGUCUCCAGUUUUUAAAAGGUUGCCCUUGUGCUUAAGUGCCAGUGAAUCAAUGUAACUGUAUGCUUGUGAACUAUACAAAGAAAAUCUGUUGUAUUAAGUUUUUAUAGUUGAGCUACAAAGACAUUUCCUGUUUUUUGUUUUUGUUUUUAAAGCGAUAGAAGAUGUAGUACAAGACUUUGUCUCCAACCUUUUUAAACCCAAAGACACAUUUUGGCUUUAUCAAUCCUAAGUAACCCCUGAUUAUGUGCAACCCUUCAUUUAUGCAAAAAGAAAAGUCUCAUGUGAUUAUACCAAAUUACUUUUUCAAUCUUUAUGAACAAAAAGAGCUAAAUUUUGUUUUCUCAAUUAAGUUCAGAGCAGACAUCGUCCAGAUCAAACAUUGAGUAUCCAUCCUAAGGGACAAGUUCAUAAAAUUAUGUGACUUUGAAAGAUGAAAUUUAUAAAUAAACCUUUUCUCCUUAGAACGUU
This is a messenger RNA of Grammomys surdaster, 2034 nucleotides long. It is a transcript of the gene Pnrc2, whose product is annotated as proline rich nuclear receptor coactivator 2. The transcript is spliced from 3 exons. The coding region runs from base 394 to 813 and encodes 139 amino acids. Gene Ontology annotation, biological process: nuclear-transcribed mRNA catabolic process, nonsense-mediated decay. The record is from RefSeq and is a predicted model, not a curated record. Gene Ontology annotation, cellular component: nucleus; P-body. Lineage: Eukaryota; Metazoa; Chordata; Mammalia; Rodentia; Muridae.